Molecule: messenger RNA, 3403 nt
Organism: Lynx canadensis (Canada lynx)
Lineage: Eukaryota; Metazoa; Chordata; Mammalia; Carnivora; Felidae
Product: zinc finger protein 709-like
Exons: 5
Coding region: 209-1966 (585 amino acids)
Biological process (GO): regulation of DNA-templated transcription
Source: RefSeq, a predicted model, not a curated record
UCCGCCGCGUCCUGGGUCGCCGCGACCUGCGCUGGCCGCGGCAGCCGGAUGGUGGGCGACCCGGCACCCCGGAAACCGAGCGAUGGCCUCCUGGACUGUCAGGUUUGGCGAUGGGACUAGAAGAAACAGCUUCCGGUUCUUCACUGUGUUUUAUUCAUUAAAACCCUCCUGCAGAUCUGACCCCGUGCAUCAUGGAGUGCUGAGUUAAAUGGACUCAGUGACCUUUGAGGAUGUGGCUGUGAACUUCACCCUGGAAGAGUGGGCUUUACUGGAUUCUUCACAGAAGAAACUUUAUAGAGAUGUGAUGCGGGAAACCUUCAGAAACGUGGCCUCAGUAGAGAAAAAAUGGAAGGAUCAUGACACUGAAUACAGGUGCAAAACCCAGGGGAGGAAAACAGGAAGUCCCACGGUAGGAAAACCUUGUGAAAGCAAAGAGGGUCGUCAGUGGGAAGAAACCAUCAGCCAGAUUCCAGAUGUUAAUCUGAACAAGAAAACUCCGUCUGGGGUAAAAGCACCCGAAGGUCGUCAGUGUGGAGAAACCACCGGCCAGACUCCAGAUCUUAAUCUGAGCACGAAAACUCCUUCUGGAGUAAAACCCUGUGACUGUGGCGUGUGUGGAAAAGUCUUUGUGACUCACUCAUCCCUUACUAGGCACGUCAGAUCGCACAGUGGACACAGGCCAUAUGAGUACCAUGAGUACAAAGAGAAGCCAUAUAAGUGCAAGGAAUGUGGGAAAGCCUUCAGUUACCGCAAAUCUGUUCACAGACACGAAAGGACUCACACUGGAGAGAAACCCUACGGGUGUCAGGAAUGUGGGAAGGCUUUCACGUGGCUCACAACUUUUCGAAGACACAUGAUAACUCACACGGGAGAUGGACCUUUUAAGUGUAAGGACUGCGGGAAGGCCUUCAGUUGCUCCACGUCACUGCGGACACAUGAAAGGACGCACACUGGAGAGAAACCCUAUCAGUGUAAACAGUGUGGGAAAUCCCUCAGGUCCCCGCUAGGUUUGCGAAUACACGAAAGGAAUCACAGCGGGGAGAAGCCCUAUGAGUGUCAGCAGUGCGGAAAAGCCCUCAGUUGCCCCAGCUCCUUUCGAAGACACGAAAGGACUCACGCCGCCGAGAAACAGUACGCAUGUAAGCAGUGUGAGAAAACCUUCACUUCUCCUCUGGGUUUGCGAAUACAUGAAAGAAUUCACACCGGGGAGAAACCGUAUGAAUGUAAGGAAUGCGGGAAAGCCUUCGUCUCUCUGUCAAGCAUUCGAACGCACAUGAUCACGCACACCGGCGACGGGCCUUACAAAUGCAAGGAAUGCGGGAAGGCCUUCAUUUGCCCCAGUUCCUUUCGCUCCCACGAAAGGACACACACCGGAGAGAAGCCCUAUGAGUGUAAACAGUGUGGGAAAACCUUCAGUUGGCCCAGUUCCUUUCGAAUCCACGAGAGGACUCACACAGGGGAGAAACCCUACGCAUGUAAGGAGUGCGGGAAAACCUUCAUUUAUCGCACCACCUUUCAGGGACACGUGAGAAAGCACACUGGAGAGAAACCCUAUAAGUGUAAAGAGUGUGGGAAAGCCUUCAUUUCUCCCUCGGGCGUUCGAACGCACAUGAUCAUGCACACGGGAGAUGGACCUUAUAAGUGUAAGGAGUGUGGGAAAGCCUUCAAUUUCCCCAGUUCCUUUCGCAUCCAUGAAAGGACUCACACGGGAGAGAAGCCCUACGAGUGUAAACAGUGUGGAAGAGCCUUCAGUUGUUACACGUCCUUCCGGACACAUGAAAAAACUCACACUGGAGAGAAACCCUACGAGUGUAAGGAAUGCGGGAAAGCCUUCAUUUAUCGCACUACCUUUCGAGGACACGUGAGAAUGCACACGGGAGAGAAACCCUACAAAUGUAAAGAAUGCGGGAAAGCCUUCAGUCGUCCCAAUUCCUUCCGAAGGCAUGAAAGAUCUCACACCGAGUAGAAACCUCCUGAAGGUAAGCCGUGCGGGGAGAAACGUUUGCUCUUCAUCCUUACGUGUGAAAACCCCCGCUGGAAAGAAACACGAUAAAUCUAAGAAGGCCUGACACAAAUCAGUCCGUGUAUAGUGUUCCAGAAAACUGCAACAUGAAAGAAUCAUUAUAAAAGCUAUAAAUAUAUUGUCUUGAUCAGCGCCUCAUUCUUACGGCGGAUCUCUGGACUCGGGGUAUUUACUGCUUGCUUCCAGCGAUGAACACUGAGGUGAGAGAAUUCUGCAAAUACUCUUUAAGCAAUAGAUGAUUGUUUUCUCCAUAACUCGGUAACACUUACCUCUUUCCAUUCUUGAGCUCGUUUGAUCCAAGGGUGAAGUGAAGUGGUUUCUAAACAGGGUUAAUUGUUAUACGAUGUUUCAAUUGAAUCAUGGAUCAAUGACACUGAGGCAUUUGUUGGGAUUUUCCUGCUGGCCACCUGUGUCAGCCGCCAGAUAUCCCUUACCCAUCAUGCAUUCCAUCAUUCUUACGAGAAAACCAAUUCUUGUUUUGGCCAAAAGAGCCUUAUCCCGUUUUCCCUGUUAGUAAAAAGACGGCAUAAGUUUGUAAACAUGCAGAGUUUAUCUUGUAGCCCGAUGUCUGUUCCCUUUGUCAUUCCUUCUGGCUGGAAUCUGAAUAAUCCACUUUGCAUUAAGACAGACCUAUCACUGGAUAAUAAAAUGCAGAAUUGGGAGAUGGCUCUCUCCCGUUCUGUUUUGUCACCUGGGGAAUGAGACAUUUUCUACAAUCGGUGUCCUCUGUGAUUCCAUGUCAGAAUUCACCUGUCGCCUCACUUGUAGGAGAUCUGGAAGGUGGUACAGGAGGCGUCAGGUUUCAGAGCCACCACACAGAGAGACGGACGGAUGCGCAGGAGCUUUGAGGCUACCCGCUUGCAGCCUGUGUUCCCGAUUCCCUGCCCUGCCAAUCAAGAGUGCCCUCAGAGCCAGUUCACUGCUUGACUUCCAUCUUCCCAGAGGUAUAGGUUUCCACAGAUACCUCCCCACGCUCCACAUAAAAGGUCCGUCACAGUCUAGGGGACUGUGGGGAUGUGCCCACCGGGCAACUAAUUUGAACUUUCGUGGUUGGGAGUAUUCUCUGAUGCUCAGACUCUCCUCUCCUCUCCUCUCCAGAUUAUAGUCAUACAAGCUCUUAUUUGCACAGUGAACACCUUGUCCUAAUACCACGAGUGACCGUGUAUUCCUGACUCCACUACGGUGACGCAGUCCAUAGAACCAAGGUGACGCUGCUCCUGCACCUGCCCUGACCCUGCCCUUCCCUGGAGGACUGGCGCCUUCCUCCCGUCAGGCAGGUUAUGGAGGAGGGUUCCCUUUGCGCGCAGCUGUGCAUAAUUCCUCGGUACGGUUUCGAGUAUGUUCGAGCGUAUGUGAUUAAAAGCAGUGCAUCUGUCGAAA